AUGCGUUCAUUCCUUUUCUUGGCUGGCCUUAUUGGCACAGCUUUAGCCGCUCCUUUGCAAUCUUCGUCACUCCUUCGUCGACACGAUACAACACCUGAAGGAUUCCUCAGAGUAAACCCCGGAAAGAUCCAAGUAUCAGACGACAAUUUACUCAAUGGCACGUACUCAAACAACAAAACUCACGUUCUCACUCGCCGGGCUGAACCUGCUUCGUUGCCGCUGAAGCUCGUGAAUAACUUCAGCGGUGGAAACGUGAGAGCCUACAUUUCAGGGCUGGACUCUGAUGGCACUGUUGUUUUCAUCGGAGCUGAUGGGAGCCUUAUAUAUCCUAAAUCAGGCGGGGCGAAAGAACCUGUUGAGAUCAAGGACAGCAUUGCUAUUCCUCUUCCACCUCAAGGACAGACACUGGACUUUACAAUUCCUAUAUCAAUGAGCUCCGGUCGCGUUUACUUCGCUAACGAUGAUCUUCACUUCUUUGUGGUAGAUAUCGGAAGUGGUGAUGGUCUGGUCCAGCCUUCUGUUACGAACCUCCAAGAUCCCAGUGCUGGCGUUGACUGGGGUUUCGUCGAGCUUACAUACACAAAUGGCGUUCUCUAUGCCAACAUUAGUUAUGUCGACUUUGUUGGAAUCCCCCUUGGUAUGGGCCUUGCUCUUAAGGACGGAAGCGAGCAAUCAUGUGUCGGCCUCGAAGCUGGUGCUGUUAGCAAGAUCUGUGACGAUCUCGUCAAGCAGAAAGACGCCGACGGAAGAGCGUGGACGUUUAUGUGUAUUGCCAACGCCGAGGGCAAACCAGUUCGGGUGUUGUCUCCUGGAAACCAAUACGAUCUUGAACCCAUUACAUUUGGAGAUUACUGGGAUACAUAUGUCAACGACGUCUGGGCAAAGUACACCAACCAAGAUCUCAUCAUCAACACGCAAUCUGAAGCUGGCGAAGUAAAGUGCCGAGUCACAGGCGAGGAACUCACCUGCGACGGCGACAACCGUGGAUACGCCAAGCCCAACACAAAGGACAUCUGGGGCUGCAACAGCGGACCGUUUACAGUGCAAGAAGGUGACAACGGUGUUCACGCGGCGGUCGUUCCUCGUCUCUGUGCUGCCUUUGUCCGGUCUACACUUCUUUCCGACGGUGGUGAUAUGCAACCCAAACUGGGACAGGGGGAAUACUACAAGAGUGACCCUACAAGCCACUACAGUCGAAUAGUGCAUUCUUACGAGGUUGAUGGCAAGGGAUAUGCCUUCCCAUACGAUGACGUGAACCCUGAUGGAAAUGAAAAUGCUUCAGGUGUUGUUUCGGGAGAGCCAGACACUUUGACGAUUUAUGUUGGUGGACCAUCUGUUUAG
Messenger RNA from Fusarium venenatum, 1341 nucleotides. RefSeq lists its product as uncharacterized. The record is from RefSeq and is a predicted model, not a curated record. Lineage: Eukaryota; Fungi; Ascomycota; Sordariomycetes; Hypocreales; Nectriaceae.